AUGGGCGGGCGGAGGCCCCUGCGACGAGCUGGCCGGGGCCGGAGGCCUGGGCCGCAGACUGGGUCGGACGCGGCCCAGGGCCAGCCUCCAGCCCGCCGCGGCCCGCCGCAGUGGUGGCCGCGUCGCGCGAACAGCGGUACUGCGCUGCGGUCCCCCGGCCCCAACGGCCUCUCCAUGGGCAGCGCCCCGGGGUGUCCUGCGUCCCCUCACCUGGAGCGCGGCGGAACCGGCAGCAGUGGACGCAGGAACCGGCCGCAGCGGAACCGAGGGCGACCGGAAGUUGGAAACGGAAACGCGCUGGAGACCGCCCGGCUCUUUCCCGCGUUGACCUUUGGAGCGGGUAAUCCUAGAGAGCCGCUGCCAGGGAUCUCUUCACCGGGCGAGGGAGCCAGGCCUUUCCGAGACUUAACCACGGUGCAGAUAGCUAGGGCCCCGGCCGGCUGCCGGACCGCCCCUGUUUUGCGCAUGCGCCUAGUAAGGGGCGCCGAGCUGGGCGGGUGCUUCAGGUGUAUGACGACUCUGGUAUUGUUUCGCCGAAAGUCGGAGGCUGUGCCUUUCCCGGUCCUUUGUCUAGAGAGAGCAGGCUUUGGGGAGCAUUUUUUGUCGGAGCCUACUGACAUUUCUAGGUUGCCUGCAUCUGUAGCACCCAGUCUGAGGAAUAUGAAGCCAAAGGAACACCCAGGGAACUCACUGCCACAUCUUUUGAGAGGCUCAUUCUGUGCUAGGCAUUGCCGAGCCAUCACAGACUUGGUCCCUGACGCCAUGGAGUUGACAGUCUAGCCCAGUCAGUGAGGGAGUUAAAAAGAAUUCUGGUAUCAUUGGUACUGCGGUUGCACCGAGUG
Molecule: messenger RNA, 842 nt
Organism: Neogale vison (American mink)
Lineage: Eukaryota; Metazoa; Chordata; Mammalia; Carnivora; Mustelidae
Exons: 4
Coding region: 1-780 (259 amino acids)
Source: RefSeq, a predicted model, not a curated record